Messenger RNA from Scutellospora calospora, 186 nucleotides. NCBI's taxonomy places the organism in Eukaryota, Fungi, Glomeromycota, Glomeromycetes, Diversisporales, Gigasporaceae. The record is from the annotation of a GenBank genome assembly.
AUGCCUUAUCCCUCAAAACAUAAACUUCAAUUAAAAAAAGCACUUGAAUCACUUGCCAAAAAGCACAAGUUGAAUCAGUGCCAAAAACGUAUUGAUAAAACAACAAAUCAUUUAAAUAAAACCAAUAAUGAACUUGAUAAUAUGACCUCUAAUGUCUCAAAUGUUAAUGAAUUUGAUUCUUCCAAA